Molecule: messenger RNA, 1119 nt
Organism: Physella acuta
Lineage: Eukaryota; Metazoa; Mollusca; Gastropoda; Physidae
Product: ribosomal L1 domain-containing protein 1
Molecular function (GO): RNA binding
Source: RefSeq, a predicted model, not a curated record
CCCACCCUCACACACGAAUGUUGUGAUUAUAACGCCACAUGUUUCCGGUAACUUGCAUUGGGUUGAUUACACAUCAAUUUGAAUUAUUGUAACAACCUAUUUGUAGAUCUUGACUAGAAUUCUCGAUCUAAAUAAGUCUGCAAAAGAACGAAAUGAUAUUAAAUGAGUCUAAGGUGUCCAAGGCUGUGGACGCACUUCUGCAGCUUGUCAAGAACUCAAAAAAGCAGGACUCUCUAAUUGAAGAAAUAGAUGUGGUUCAGCUGCAAGUUUGCUUGAAAAAAAUUCCUCCUAAAGAAAAAUCAAUAAAAUUGAAAUUGCCACACUCAUUAGCAAAGCCAGAUCUUGAUGUGUGCCUCUUUGUAAAAGACCUGGAUAAAGAAGAAAGAGACUAUGAACCUACAGUUCAACAUUUCCAAGAUCUUUUCAAGAAAAAAGGGAUAACUACUGUCACAGAUAUUGUUCCUCUCAAGUCACUUAAAACAGAAUACAAGCCUUUUGAAGCCAAAAGAAACUUGUCGAAUGCUUAUGAUAUUUUCUUAGCAGAUUCAAGAAUAGUUCGUCUGUUACCAACAUACUUGGGAAAACAUUUUUAUGGAAAAAAGAAAACACCAGUGCAAGUCAAUCUACAGGCUAAAGAUUUAAGUAAAGAGCUUAAAAAAGCACUGGAUAACAGCAUAUGUACAAUCAGUUCAAAAGGAUCUUGCAGCCUUGCAGUCGUGGGAAACAUCCAGAUGUCCAGUAAUGUGAUUACUGAGAAUGUUGUUGCUGCUGUGGACCAAAUAACAAAUGCUGUAUCAGGAGGUGCUGACAAUGUGAAACUGCUAAGUUUAAAGACAAAAACUUCUUUGAGCAUACCUAUAUACUUGAAUGAAGGUGGUCCUCAAGCUAUAGUCAUUGAUCGUGAAGAAAAGAAUAAAGAAGUGGUUGAAGCAGAAGAGAUCACAACAUUAGUUGGUGCGAAAGUUAAAGUUUAUCCUAAUGGACGUAUACAGAUAAUCAAAGACGGGGAACCAGACAAGCCACCAGUAAAAAGACAGAUGAGGAAAAGGAAACGACAAUCACAAAGGAAAAUUGCAAAGCCAAAAAAAAUUAAAAUCUAAAUAAACAUUUAAAAAUCAA